This is a messenger RNA of Ictidomys tridecemlineatus (thirteen-lined ground squirrel), 5990 nucleotides long. It is a transcript of the gene Phc3, whose product is annotated as polyhomeotic homolog 3. Gene Ontology annotation, biological process: negative regulation of DNA-templated transcription. Gene Ontology annotation, molecular function: histone binding; zinc ion binding; chromatin binding. Gene Ontology annotation, cellular component: nucleus; PRC1 complex. The record is from RefSeq and is a predicted model, not a curated record. NCBI's taxonomy places the organism in Eukaryota, Metazoa, Chordata, Mammalia, Rodentia, Sciuridae.
CGCUGGGGGGCGCAUGCGCAGCCCGUGCUAGUGAUGGAGGAGAGAAGAUGGCGGAAGCGGAAUUUAAAGACCACAGUACAACAAUGGAUAAUGAACCAAACCCUGGAGCAUCUUCUGUGUCGACAACAACCAGUAGCACAACAACCACCACCAUCACCACUUCCUCUUCUCGAAUGCAGCAACCACAGAUUUCUGUCUACAGCGGUUCAGACCGACAUGCUGUACAGGUAAUUCAACAGGCAUUGCAUCGCCCCCCCAGCUCAGCUGCUCAGUAUCUUCAGCAAAUGUAUGCAGCUCAACAGCAGCACUUGAUGCUGCACACUGCAGCUCUUCAGCAGCAACAUUUAAGCAGUUCCCAGCUCCAGAGCCUUGCUGCUGUUCAGGCAAGUUUAUCCAGUGGAAGACCAUCUACAUCCCCCACAGGAAGUGUCACACAACAGUCAAGUAUGUCCCAGACAUCUAUCAACCUCUCCACUUCUCCUACACCUGCACAGUUAAUAAGCCGUUCCCAGGCUUCCAGUUCUACCAGCGGCAGUAUUACCCAACAGACUAUGUUAUUAGGGAGUACCUCCCCUACUCUAACGGCGAGCCAAGCUCAAAUGUAUCUCCGAGCUCAAAUGCUGAUUUUCACACCCGCUACCACUGUGGCUGCUGUACAGUCUGACAUUCCUGUUGUCUCGUCGUCAUCGUCAUCUUCCUGUCAGUCUGCAGCUACUCAGGUUCAGAAUUUAACAUUACGCAGCCAGAAGUUGGGUGUGUUAUCUAGCUCACAGAAUGGUCCACCAAAAAGCACUAGUCAAACUCAGUCAUUGACAAUUUGCCAUAACAAAACAACAGUGACCAGUUCUAAAAUCAGCCAACGAGAUCCUUCUCCAGAAAGUAAUAAGAAAGGAGAAAGUCCAAGUCUGGAAUCACGAAGCACAGCUGUCACCAGGACAUCAAGUAUUCACCAGUUAAUAGCACCAGCUUCAUAUUCUCCAAUUCAGCCUCAUUCUCUAAUAAAACAUCAACAGAUUCCUCUUCAUUCACCACCUCCCAAGGUUUCCCAUCAUCAGCUGAUAUUACAACAACAGCAGCAGAUUCAACCAAUCACACUUCAGAAUCCAACUCAAGAUCCACCCCCAUCCCAGCACUGUAUACCACUCCCAAACCAUGGCCUUCCUCCAGCUCCCAGUAAUGCCCAGUCACAGCAUUGUUCACCAAUUCAAAGCCAUCCCCCUCCUCUAACCGUGUCUCCCAACCAGUCACAGUCAGCACAGCAGUCUGUGGUAGUGUCUCCUCCACCACCUCAUUCACCAAGUCAGUCUCCUACUAUAAUUAUUCAUCCACAAGCACUUAUUCAACCACACCCUCUUGUGUCAUCAGCUCUUCAGCCAGGGACAAAUUUGCAGCAGUCUACUGCUAAUCAGGUACAACCCACAGCACAGUUGAAUCUUCCAUCCCAUCUUCCACUCCCAGCUUCUCCAGUUGUACACAUUGGCCCAGUUCAGCAAUCUGCCUUGGUGUCCCCAGGUCAGCAGAUUGUGUCUCCAGCAUCACACCAGCAAUAUUCAACCCUACAAUCCUCUCCAAUCCCAAUUGCAACCCCUCCACAGAUGUCAGCAUCUCCUCCAGCUCAGAUUCCACCACUGCCCUUGCAGUCUAUGCAGUCUUUACAAGUGCAGCCUGAAAUUCUAUCCCAGGGCCAGGUUUUGGUGCAGAAUGCUUUGGUGUCAGAAGAGGAGCUUCCAGCUGCAGAAGCUUUGGUCCAGUUGCCAUUUCAGACUCUUCCUCCUCCACAGACUGUUGCGGUAAACCUACAAGUACAACCACCAGCACCUGUUGAUCCACCAGUGGGAAUGCAUUUGAACCAGUGUCAUCUGCACAAAGUUUUUUCUCUUAAGGUUUAUCAAGUAGAAGAUGUGUGUGAAGAAGAAAUGCCAGAAGAGUCAGAUGAAUGUGUCCGGAUGGAUAGAACCCCACCACCACCCACGUUGUCUCCAGCAGCUAUAACUGUGGGAAGAGGAGAAGAUCUGACUUCUGAACAUCCUUUGUUAGAGGAAGUGGAAUUACCUGCAGUGGCAUCAGUCAGUGCUUCAGUAAUUAAAUCACCAUCAGAUCCUUCACACGUUUCUAUUCCUCCACCUCCACUCUUACUUCCAGCUGCUACCACAAGGAGUAAUAGUACAUCUACGCCCAGUAGCAUUCCAAACACAGAAAAUAAGCCUCCACAGGCUAUUGUUAAACCACAGAUCUUGACUCAUGUUAUUGAAGGCUUUGUGAUUCAAGAAGGAUUAGAGCCAUUUCCUGUGAGCCGUUCAUCUUUGCUAAUAGAACAACCUGUGAAAAAAAGGCCUCUUUUGGAUAAUCAGGUGAUAAAUUCUGUUUGUGUUCAGCCAGAGAUACAGAAUAAUACAAAGCAUGCAGAUAAUUCUUCAGACACAGAGAUGGAAGACAUGAUUGCUGAAGAGACUUUAGAAGAAAUGGACAGUGAGUUGCUCAAGUGUGAAUUCUGUGGGAAAAUGGGAUAUGCUAAUGAAUUUUUACGGUCAAAACGAUUCUGCACUAUGUCAUGUGCCAAAAGGUACAAUGUUAGCUGUUCUAAAAAAUUUGCACUUAGUCGUUGGAAUCGUAAACCUGAUAAUCAAAGCCUUGGGCAUCGUGGUCGUCGUCCAAGUGGCCCUGAUGGGGCAGCAAGAGAACAUAUCCUUAGGCAGCUUCCAAUUACUUAUCCAUCUGCAGAAGAAGACUUGGCUUCUCAUGAAGAUUCUGUACCAUCUGCUAUGACAACUCGUUUGCGCAGGCAGAGUGAGCGGGAGAGAGAACGUGAGCUUCGAGAAGUAAGAAUUAGGAAAAUGCCCGAGAACAGUGACUUGUUACCAGUUACACAGACAGAGCCCUCUAUAUGGACAGUUGAUGAUGUCUGGGCCUUCAUCCAUUCUUUACCUGGUUGUCAGGAUAUUGCAGACGAGUUCAGGGCACAAGAGAUUGAUGGACAGGCCCUUCUCUUGUUAAAAGAAGACCAUCUCAUGAGUGCAAUGAAUAUCAAGCUAGGCCCAGCCCUGAAGAUCUGUGCACGCAUCAACUCUCUGAAGGAAUCUUAACAAGAACAAUAAGGCUUUGAUAUAACACCAGUUUUACUCUUUUUAAACAGACUUGUAAGGUAAAGGCCUAAGUUGGCCUAGAAUAUUACACUUAUGAUAGAUGGCCAAGCACACUGGGAACUCCACAUUAAGUGUUGACAUUUCUUCUACAAUAUAAUUAUUCAUCAUACAUUUUCAUGAUUAGUCAACAUUGGUAAAAUUGAUUUUACAAGUUACAUUGAAAAAGCUGCUAUAAAGGGCCAUGGUAUUUUUCAAAGAAACAUGUUAUGCUAGAUAAUUUUUAAAAGUGAUGUUUAUCAUUAAUAUAAAGAAUUCUUUUGAAAGUAACUUGAUGAUUUACACUUCUCUUUUGAUUCACUUUUCUCAUACAUUUUUGUACUCUAUUCAUUCUCUAAAGGUUGUCAUAAAGAUAUGGAAUAAUUUAGGAGUCCAAUGAUGGGAUCAUAUGCAUUGAAAUAUCAGUUUGCAUUCUUAAAAAUGUCUUUUAACAAAUGCUCUAAGAAAGGAUUGUGUUCUAGCAUAAAUGAUACUGAUCUGGAGGUCAAAAGAGUUGAUUUCUAUUUCAGAUAAUUUGGCUUGCCUGACAAGUUUUCCUCUCAAGAGUUUGUACAUUUAGACCUGUGCCUCUUGAUAGAGAUUGGUUUGUUCUCCAGAGAACAUUUGCCAACAUCUAAAAACAUUUUGAUUGUCACAGAUCAGAACUGAGUUUGGGUGAGGUUGCUACUGAUGUCUAGUAGGAGGCCAGAAAUGUUACAAAAUGUCUUACAAUGUAUAGAACAGCCCACCACAACAAAGAAUUAUCUAGUAAAAAAUGCCACUAGUGCCAAGGUUGAGCAGCGCUGAUGAGGAAGGAAUAAAAAAUGUUAAUUCUUUCACUCAAAGGAACAUUUUAAAGAGAUGGUUCAUAAUGAGGAAACGUGUAAUGGAAGUAUUAUUCAUAUAGCAUUAAUGUUAUGAAGUAUUUUUCCAGUUUAUUAAGCAUAAUAGAAAAAGGAGAUAAAUCCAUAAAAUUGGUCUAUCAAAUAAAGACUAGCUUACAAUUUGACACUCAGUACUGAUUCAUAUUAGUUAUCUUUCUUAUCUUUGUGCUGCACACUGAUGAAGGCAUAAUAUAAUUACACUUAAGUACCAGGGCACCAUUUUCUGGCAAGGAAGUUUUGGGUGGAUAUGUGAUUGCACUUUGGAUUUCUUCUAGUAUUGAACAUGCACAUUCCUUUUUCCUUUACUAAAUCUUUGCAUGCUUCCUGCAGAAUACUUACCAAGUGAUUUCUCUUGGAUGAUCAGAUCUAACUUAAAAAAACUAUGAAGCAAAACUUUUCCACUAACUUUUCAGUUAGUUUUCUAUAGAACCAGGACACUAAAAAUAUUGUGGAGUCCUGACAGCUUUAUAGUCUUGGGUGUCAAAUGUUUUAUUUGAGAAGACUGUGAAAGUUUCUGUCAUUUCCUAUAUCUUAUCUUUUACAUGUGAUUGAAGGAAAAUACACUGAUAUUUGGCCACGAAGUUCAUUAAGUGAAAACAGAGUCCAUGAGUUUCAGUCAUUUCACUGCUCUUUUCAAAAAGAUUGCGUUGAGCUAAUAAAAAACUAAAGAUGUCACAAGACAUCACAGAUAUUUAUCUUUUGGCUUUGUGUACAUUAGAAAAUGUUGAUUAUUUUUAUACAAAAAUAUAGCGGGUAAUUUUUUUAAUCUUUAGAUGCCUCUUGUUUGAAUGUACGCUUUGUGGGAUUCUUUGUGUAGUUGUUUUUAAAAAAGAUGUUUACUGAUAGUCAUGUGUAGGGUUAGAAUGUGUAAUAUAAUGGAAGGCUCAUGUUCCAGACCCACAAUAGCUUAUAGUCUAUGUUACAUAUUUCUUUGUAUCACAGUUUUAAUUAUUGGAUUAAAGUUCAAGGAAAGGUAGGUACUCUACAGUUUUCAUUUAUUAGUAGUUAAUCAUCAGGACAUAAUUAUGAUGUGCUUUUCCCCUCAUCUUGCAAUUUCAGAACAUAAACAUAUGCUAAGCAGUAUUAAGAGAUUGUCCAUGUAUGGAGGGAGGGAGGCACAAAGGAAAAUCUCCCCUGGAAUUAAAACUUUAUUGUAGUUAAUCCACAAUUAAUAUAAAAUUGAUUUUUCAGGGAUAGCUCCUCUAGCAAUAAUUAUUCAUCUCCCAUAACUAUUUUGUUUAUAACCUUUAAGGUAUUAACUUUGAACUAUGUUGAAAGUUCCUUUUAUUUUCUUCUUCUACUAAUAUAAGUUGUUCUAAACUGGAAAACCUCUAUGCCCAGAGGAGUUUCUGUUGGAGAUUAUCUACUUAUGGUCCUUGUAAUUCUGUUGUAACCCACUCAGAACAUAGCUAGAAGAUAAACUUGCUUUUUUCAAGUGAAUUGAUUUAGAAAUGGCUCAUCUGCUUAUCAACUGGUAAUUCUCCCAUUGAUGCAGCUAUUUCUUUCUAGAUGAUUUAGUCUUCUUAAUUUCAAAGAUUUUUAUAGAUAAUGGAUAAAUAUGAUACUGAUUGUCCACCUCUCCUGAAGUUUAGGCAGCUUCACUAUGAUAUAUGUGGGGAGAGUGCUAUUGUUUUCAUUUCCUUUCAUAUUACUGAGGGUUUUAGGGUUUCGACUAGAGAGAAGGAAUAAUAAGCAAAAGGGAACAUGGGGGAUUCUUCCUAUUUUUGCUAUCUAAAUUUGCAUUUUUUAACUUCUGUAAACUGUUGCACUCUUUUCCCAUUGAGGGGGUGGGGGGAGAAAGACCAUAAUUUUGAAAUUUUAGUUGCUUUAAGCUUUGUGUUCCUAGUCAAAAACCUUGAAAGAGCUGGUUUGUAAAAAAGUUAUUUUUAUAUGACAUUAAUAUGCAUCAAGCUUUGUGUAGACAUGUGUAAAACACAGCUCUGCAGCUUUGAUAUAAUCAGUACAGUAAAAGACAGAGUUGUUGUCA